AUGACCCAUGGGGUUGGUGUUUUGGUGUCUUUUAUUAAGCACCCAAAAAUAUUUUAUUGCAUCUUCCUUCUUUUCUUUCCCCAACUAUCAUUCACUCUUCUAUUCUACCACUUUUUCUUUCUCCUUUCUCUUUCACUCCCUUGCAGUCCAUCAAGAAAAUGUCCUUCAUUCACAGCCACAGAGGAGGACUUUUCUUUGUCUUUAAUUUCUUUCUUCUCUUCCUCUCUCUUUCUCUCCCUUGCAGUCUCUUUUUCAUCUUCUUUCUUGUUUUUUCUUUCUUUUAUUAAUUGGUCUAUCUAUCUAUCUAUCUAUCUAUCUUUCUCUCUUUCUCUCCAGCCUUUUUUAACUUUCUUUUUUCUUUCCUUCUUUCUUGACAUUUUUCUCUUUUUCCUCUCUUUUUGUCUUCUACACUUUUUCUAUCUUUUGUCCUCUUUUUCAGUCGUUCAUGCUCUUUCUUUCUUUUUCCCUCUCUUUUAUCUUUCACACUCUUUCUUUUUUCUUUAUUUCAAUCUUUUCCCACUCUUUCUUACAUUUUACCUCUCUUUCAGACUUUCACUUUCUUUCUUUCUCUUUCCCCUCCUUUCAGUCUUUCACACUCUUUCUUUUUUCCUCACUUUUAGACUUUCACUUUCUUUUUUCCUCUCUUUUAGUCUUUCACACUCUUUCUUUCUUUAUUUCCUCUCUUUCAGUCGUUCAUGCUCUUUCCUCUUUCAAUCUUUCACAUGCUUUCUUUCUUUUUCCCCUCUUUUAGUCUUUCACUCUUUCUUUCAUUUUUCCUCACUUUUAGUCUUUCACUCUUUCUUUUUUCCUCUCUUUUAA
This is a messenger RNA of Acanthosepion pharaonis, 819 nucleotides long. NCBI's taxonomy places the organism in Eukaryota, Metazoa, Mollusca, Cephalopoda, Sepiida, Sepiidae. The record is from the annotation of a GenBank genome assembly.